Messenger RNA from Manduca sexta (tobacco hornworm), 1929 nucleotides. It is a transcript of the gene Mppe, whose product is annotated as metallophosphoesterase 1. Gene Ontology annotation, biological process: GPI anchor biosynthetic process. NCBI's taxonomy places the organism in Eukaryota, Metazoa, Arthropoda, Insecta, Lepidoptera, Sphingidae. The transcript is spliced from 7 exons. Gene Ontology annotation, cellular component: endoplasmic reticulum. The record is from RefSeq and is a predicted model, not a curated record. Bases 125 to 1183 code for a protein of 352 amino acids. Gene Ontology annotation, molecular function: hydrolase activity.
GGACAGGGUUUUGAAAUGAAACGUAAAACCUAAAAGUAGUUCGUGUGUGUAAUUUGUAAAUAAAAUGUAAUUUUAGAUGAAUUACGAAUUUAAAAUCGGACAAUAAAACACAUCGUAUUCUAAAAUGUUUUUUAGAAGGAGCACAACAGUGAAAUAUUUCGGCGCGGCUUUUGUGGGAGCCGCAUUGUAUUGCGAAUGGUUCAUCUACCUCAUGCAGCCCAUAUACUGGGCGGAUUUAAAGUGCCCUGAAAAUGACCAGUCAUGUACCAAAAUAUUAUUUAUUGCUGAUCCCCAAAUACAAGGAGAUUUAGAGUUUCCGCCACCUUUGAGUUACUUAUUUAACUGGGAUAGUGACAGAUACCUCCGCUCUACAUUUUCAGUAGUCAUGGAUCAACUAAAGCCAGACAUUCUAGUGUACAUGGGAGAUCUGAUGGACGAGGGAUCCAUAUCUACAAUGCCACAGUUCUAUGGUUAUGUAAAGAGGCUGUCCAGCAUAUUUAAUGUUCAUUACCCUAUUACUCAAGUAUGGAUACCAGGUGAUAAUGACAUUGGUGGUGAAAAUGAACCAAUAAAACGGGACAAACUGGUGGAAUUCGACAAGGUUUUUGAUCAGCCUCCCAUAAUUACCCAUCGUAAUAUAUCUUUCAUUAAAGUGAACGCCAUAACCCAUAGUUUCCCACAAAAAACUGAAGGGUUAGAGCAUGAUGGAAAUUACAGGAUUGUUGUCUCUCACUACCCAGUGACACAUAGAUAUGUCUUCGGAAGUCAGGUGAACAAGGAUAUCCGUCCGAACAUAUAUUUUUGUGCGCAUGAGCACGAAUCUAAGUUCGUGAAGCAGAGCAAUGAUCUUACCAACAGACAUACCGUAUAUCUUCUAGACACCACAAUAUUGAACAUCUCUGGUGAUGACUAUUUAUACGAGAUAUAUGUGCCAACAUGUUCGUACAGGAUGGGCACCAGUAAAAUAGGAUUUGGAGCUGCAGUUCUAGAGAACAAUAACAAGAACCUGCGAUACACAGUAUUCUGGUCUCCGCAAAGGUUUCCAUAUUUAUUCUUUUACUUAGCUGUACUAAUUGUCUUCGUUUUAUACUGUUUGGUGUAUUGCCUGGCUAGAUUAUUGCACAGAAAGCCAAAAUCCGCAGUAAGAAGUACAGAUAAAGUGCCACUAUUAGAAAGAAUUUAACUCUGGACCAUUGAAAGUAAGGUACUUGUAUCUUCAAUAGCAUUGUUUUAAGUUUUGAGUACAUAUUCGUCAUGCAAAGUGACUGAAAAUGGAUUCAAGGUCCAACACCCAGACAAAUAUUUGUUUAUGGCCUUGAAAGUUAUAAGGAAAGAACAUUCAAUACUUAAAACAAAGUUAUUUAAUGGUUACAAAUAAAGAGUUCUUUAAAAAUGAAAAUCUGUGACAAUAAAAUAUGGAUUUUUUAACUAAUAUUAUCAAAUUCCUAAAUUAAUUUUAUUGGGCUUACUUGAGGUUCCUAACUUCAAAAUAUAAUUAAAAAAGUAAUAUAUUAACUACAUGAUUUACACCUAGACUAGACUUUAAUAUCAUAGUAAAAAAAAAUGUGGAAAGGAUCAGUGGCGAGAACAGUGACAUUUUCUGAAAGGGAUCUCUACAUAACAUACGAGUAUAAUAUGAAUAAAUGCGGUCUGCAAAUCGUUCUAAUAAUGACGAUGAAUCGGGUUAAAGAGCUUUCGCCACUGAUCAAAAUUAAGGCUUUGUUUGUUGUGAAUAUUUAAUUAUAAUCGAUGUUAUAAAUAAUGUAAAAUAGCUUUAAUCAUAAUGUAAUGAUGCUUAGCUAUCAGUACCUAAAUGUAUCCGAAUAUUAUCUAAUUAUUUAGAAGCGAUUAUUUCAUAAAAUUAAUAAUAACUUAGUAUCAUCCAAGUUUGAAGCUCACAAUUCAGUAUUUAUAUUUGUUAAAAUAAAA